This is a messenger RNA of Arabidopsis lyrata subsp. lyrata, 1140 nucleotides long. RefSeq lists its product as uncharacterized. The transcript is spliced from 5 exons. Bases 411 to 911 code for a protein of 166 amino acids. The record is from RefSeq and is a predicted model, not a curated record. Lineage: Eukaryota; Viridiplantae; Streptophyta; Magnoliopsida; Brassicales; Brassicaceae.
UUUCAUCAUCAUCACGAGAAGCUUACGAUUUUGAUUCCGGUGAAACUUUCGAUCUCAAAUAUUCAAUUCCAAUCUCAGAUCUUCGGUUAAUUUUUGGGAUUAAUGACGAGUAUGUCGGAGAUUCAGUCAAAGAAGCUUACGCUCGUGCUAAAUUGGCGAAAUCUUCGACGAAUCCACAAGCUUUGUUUAUUGAGGAAAGAUCAUGUGUUUGGAGCUAUGUCGAUCUAAGAUUGUAACGGAUUUGUAUCUCGUGAUCUCUAGUCCUGUCCUUGUUUUUGUUUAUAUGGUUUCUGGAGUUGAUUAAAUCUUGUUUGUGAAUUAAAGUUUGGAUGAUGAAGACGAAGUUUGGAUGAUGAAGACGAACUUUGCAUUUGCGAGCAACUUGACGAUUUUGGUACUUGGAGAACUUGAUGCUGAAGAAGGCACUAGAAUGGAAAUCUCAGUUUUUGUGCCACCAAGUGAUACAUGUUCAACGCCUGAAUAAGGACAUGGCAAUUAUUCAUUAUUUCUGCCUCCUGCUCAAGAUUCUGAUUUUCACUGCACAUGAAAAUCAGAAGGAACCUCAUCUUUCAGUUGGAACUUCUUUUAUCUCUGCUGCACAUGAAAACCAGAAGGAACCUCAUCCAUCAGUCGGAACUUCUUCCAUCUCUGUGCCAUAUAGUGAUACAUGUUCAACGGCUGAAAAGGGAAGAGGCAAUAAGUCAUUGGAUUUGCUUCCUGCUCUAGAUCGUCGUCCGAUUCCUAUAGGCGGUGUACAUUCAACACAAGGUGCUGAUGAUAUAUAUGUUAAUAAAUAUUUCAUGAACAAGGCUGAGUUAAUGCAGAAGAUGAGGACAUGGGAGUUGGAGUAUAAGUUUGAGUUUAGGUCUCGAUGGUCUAACAAAGAGAGAGUGGUUUUGGUAUCUGUAUAGAUGAUAAAUGUACUUGGAGGAUGCGUGCAAUGAGGGUAGACUCUUCUGAUUUCUUUGUGGUGAAGAAGUAUUGCCAUGAGCACACAUGUGACAGUACACACAGAAAUGCAAAUCAUAGGCAAGCUACUGCGAAGUUAUAAAAUCUCUUUUUAUGUCAUGAUGUGUUUCGUGUUUCAUAGAAAUAUAUACGUUCGUUUGUAUAAGAUCUUAUAAUUAGAAGCUUGGCUCA